Molecule: messenger RNA, 978 nt
Organism: Fraxinus pennsylvanica
Lineage: Eukaryota; Viridiplantae; Streptophyta; Magnoliopsida; Lamiales; Oleaceae
Source: the annotation of a GenBank genome assembly
AUGAAGAUCCAGUGUGAUGUAUGUGAUAAAGAUGAAGCAAUACUCUUCUGUAUUGCAGAUGAAGCAGCCCUUUGCGACGCCUGCGACAGUCGUGUCCAUCAUGCCAAUAAGCUGGCCGGAAAACACCAACGCUUCUCCCUCCUCCAACCUUCACCUAAACAGGCUCCUGUCUGUGAUAUCUGUCAGGAGAGGAGGGCCUUCUUGUUUUGUCAACAAGACAGGGCAAUUCUAUGCAAAGUGUGUGAUGAAUCAAUACACAAAGCAAAUGAGCACACUUUAAAGCACAAUAGGUUUCUUCUCACUGGUUUAAAACUUUCUGCAACCUCUGCCCUUUAUCCUUCAGCACCAUCCACAUCUUGUUUAACCAGUGUUUCUGACUCUAUUCCAACUAAUAAAAAGUCCCAAUAUGCAAGAAAUAAGCCUGCUUCUCUUCCCUCAACCAAACAACAUAGUACUGAUGCAAAGGCCACGUCAACAGAUGAAAGCUCCAUGGCACAGGCAACCCCGCCACCUCCACCUCCACCAGCAGCUGAGAAAGGCGGUGAGAACCAGAAUAGUCAAGCGUUGAUAAAUGGAGGGUAUAAUUUUUCAACAAGUAGCAUAUCAGAAUAUUUGAUAGAAAUGCUACCAGGGUGGCAUGUAGAAGACCUUCUUGAUUCUUCAUCUACUUAUGGUCUCUGUAAGGCUACAGAAAAUGAUGUGUUGUCAUUAAAGAAUGAUGCUGGUUUUGAGGGCAAUCCAAGUGGUUUAACCCCAGAAAAUAUGAGCAGUUGGGUCCCUCGAGCCCCUUGUUUACAUCAGACACAAAAUCAAUUAUAUCCUCCUUUAAACAUGGCCUUUUGGGAUCCAAAUCUUAAUGGGAUGAAGGAGUCUAAGGAAGUUACAGACAUCAAAUCCAGCAGAAAGCGGAGUGAUGAAUGUUCAUUCGCCGUUCCACAGAUCAACCCACUUUCCAAGAAAUCAAGAACUUUUUGGUAG